AUGAGCCGAACGAUUGCAUCAUCAGUUUCCAAGUCGACCCUUGUUUCAUCAUCAUCGGGAGGGUCAUCCAGUGCACCCAUAGAAUUUCCAAUCAUACGAAAAGAAUGUCUAGGAGAUGGAAAGUUUAUAAAAAUGCGUAGAUACACUCUCGGAGCUGAAUGUAAAUUAUGUGGAAAAGUAUACACAUCCUUUUCAUGGAAAAAAAAUCCAAAAGACGUCAAUUAUCAACGAACAGUGAUAUGUCCUGUUUGUGCAAUUACAAAAAAUUUAUGUCAAGUCUCAGUCGUUGAUUUAGAUUAUGAUAUUCCUGCCUACGUACGGGAUUCACAAUACUCUCUCACGGAUCAUCAAUCAUCGGUGGAAGGCAAUACAGCAAGUGCCUUUAGUGGACAAAAAAGUUCAGUAACCAAUGUAUAUUUUGCUUCACAGGCUGAAAAAUUGUUAAGCGAAGGAGGAACCAAUAGACAUUUAUUAAGAAAUGAAUUGGCAAAUAGAAAUGUUUUGAAUGAAUUGAGAGAUGAAGAGGGUCUUGAUGAAAUGGCAAGUUCUAAUACCAGCACUUCCAACAGCAAUGGAAGUUUAGGACUAACAUCAGCACUAGGAUCUGAAGUGACCAUUGACACAACCACGUCAUCUCUCAUUGAUUUAAGAACGAUUCAAAUUGGUUCAGUCAAUAACAAUGUUGUUGAAACUUCAGAGGAUUAUAUUGAUGAAAAGACCCUACUAGAAUUUAUCGCCAUUUAUGCAACAACAGGACAGAAUACAAGAGGUGUUGGUACUGUUGAUCUGAGCGACUUGAUUGAAAAGUGUCGCCAUGUACCUAGUCACCAUUGUUACUUGAUCACUUUUGUUCAUCAAGGUGACGCCGAGUUAUGCAUGCAAAAGCUAGGUAAAAAGAAUGGUGGAAAAUUCAAGUUAAAUGGACAAACAUUGACGAUUAAAUGGGCAAGAAAGAAGAAGAGAUUUGAGCCAUAUGAACCAACAUCAACCUUACAAAAAUCCUCAACGACUCAACCAUUAUCAUUGUCAAUCAUUGGUGUGAAUGAUGAGUAG
Molecule: messenger RNA, 1053 nt
Organism: Naegleria lovaniensis
Lineage: Eukaryota; Heterolobosea; Eutetramitea; Acrasida; Naegleriidae
Exons: 1
Coding region: 1-1053 (350 amino acids)
Cellular component (GO): Prp19 complex; U2-type catalytic step 1 spliceosome; U2-type catalytic step 2 spliceosome
Molecular function (GO): pre-mRNA binding; U6 snRNA binding
Source: RefSeq, a predicted model, not a curated record